This is a messenger RNA of Neogale vison (American mink), 1277 nucleotides long. RefSeq names its product placental growth factor (gene PGF). The record is from RefSeq and is a predicted model, not a curated record. NCBI's taxonomy places the organism in Eukaryota, Metazoa, Chordata, Mammalia, Carnivora, Mustelidae. Bases 138 to 650 code for a protein of 170 amino acids. Gene Ontology annotation, biological process: vascular endothelial growth factor signaling pathway; positive regulation of mast cell chemotaxis; positive regulation of angiogenesis. The transcript is spliced from 7 exons. Gene Ontology annotation, cellular component: membrane. Gene Ontology annotation, molecular function: chemoattractant activity; vascular endothelial growth factor receptor binding; growth factor activity.
UUCCAGAGGAUGCUCGGGCCACCUGCGGGGACCUCGGGGCAGCAGUGAGGUCCUCUCCUCCUGUGCCGGGGGCUCCCCCAGGGGGCCGAGCAUGGUGGUUUUCCCUUGGAACCUCCUGGCUUGGGACGUCUGAGAAGAUGCCUGCCAUGAGGCUGUUCACUUGCUUCCUGCAGCUCCUGGCUGGGCUGGCACUGCCCGCUGUGCCCCCCCAGCAGUGGGCCUUGUCUGCUGGGAAUGGCUCAUCGGAGGUGGAAGUGGUGCCCUUCCAGGAAGUGUGGGGCCGCAGCUACUGCCGGGCACUGGAGAAGCUGGUGGACAUCGUGUCGGAGUACCCCAGCGAGGUGGAGUACAUCUUCAGCCCGUCCUGCGUCUCCCUGAUGCGCUGCACGGGCUGCUGCGGCGACGAGAACCUGCACUGUGUGCCCAUAGAGACCGUCAAUGUCACCAUGCAGGUCCUGAAGAUCCGCGCUAAGACCCGGCCCUCCUACGUGGAGCUGACAUUCUCUCAGCACAUCCGCUGCGAGUGCAGGCCUCUGUGGGAGAAGAUGAAGCCAGAAAGGAGGAGACCCAAGGGCAGGGGGAAGAGGAAGAGAGAGAAGCAGAGACCCACAGACUGCCACCUGUGCGGCCAUACUGUUCCCCGGAGGUAACCGGCCCCUCGGAGGAGAGUCACCUCCGCCCGGCUCCUGUAUUUAUUAUUACGGCCACACUCAGUCCCCUCCCUGCUGACGCCUCUAUUUAUUAGCCAGUUGUAUCCCUGCUGAAUGACUUGCUCCCUCCGCGAUGAGGGGCAGGGAGGGACAGGACCCUCAGGAAUUCAGUGCCUUAAACAGAACGUGAGAGAAAGAAGGCGGCCCCGGAGCCACGUGUGCUGCAGCUGGAGAAGAAACAAGACCUGAGGCCCGGUGAGGGGCCGGCCAGGCCCCAGCGGGCUUCCUUGGAGCGGGAAAGAGAGCGGGGACGGCGGCAGGGCCCGGCCCGGGGCUCCGCGUGGACAAGCAGCCCCGACUUCUGGGGGGAGGCAGGCAGCGGCCGGAGCAGCAGCAGCUCCGGAGACAGGCCAUGGCCUGGGGGCCUCUGCCACGGCUUGUCCCCUACGUCUCUCCUGACAUCUUGUCACUGCUCGUGCUGGGAUGUUGUUCUUUACGGUCAAGGCGUCCCCCCCUGCCCCUCUCAGGGACAUAGGCAAAGAGGGGGCCCUAGGCUGGCCGUGGAGCCAGCUGCCCCUGAGUGGCUGCUGUGUGACUGCCAAGCCAGAUUCUCUUGAAUAAAGUAUU